AUGCUGGGCCAGAGCAUCAAGAGAUUCACCACCUCCAGGGUCCACCACAGCUAUUGUGAGGAGGGCCCAGGAAAAAAUUUGCCAUUUUCAGUGGGAAAUAAGAGGCAGUUAUUGGCCAUGAGGACCACCCAUUUUGGAUCUGGAUUUGUUGCACUUUUCUUUGUAAUAAGGCACCAGCUAAGAACUAAAACUGUUUAG
Meriones unguiculatus (Mongolian gerbil) is the source of this 198-nucleotide messenger RNA. RefSeq names its product cytochrome c oxidase subunit 7C, mitochondrial-like. Gene Ontology annotation, biological process: mitochondrial electron transport, cytochrome c to oxygen. The transcript has a single exon. Bases 1 to 198 code for a protein of 65 amino acids. Lineage: Eukaryota; Metazoa; Chordata; Mammalia; Rodentia; Muridae. The record is from RefSeq and is a predicted model, not a curated record.